UUGUAGAGUCAAAUACGAAAUGUUGCAACCGCUAAGUUUUGGAGACGGUAGAAGCGAACGGGACUGGGCCAUUUCGAAGCAGCAACAAGGAAAGAGUGUCUUGAACAAUAAUGAAUUUCAUCAACUGUGGAAGAGAAUAUUUGGUUGGGCUGUAACGUUGCCGGAACUGUGCUUUCACUGUUGUCGUUACUUGACUCAGUGUUUUGACUUUAGUCCUUUUGCAAUUGAGAAAUUGAAUACUGGCGCAGAGUCAACACAGCAUGCGAGGGAACAUUUCCAGAAUUCUGUCUCAGAAUAUUAUGGUUGUUUCCCACCUGAUUGGAAGCGAAAUGUAUCUCUACCUACUUCAUCCACUUGGACCAAUUCAGGCUUUGGUCGUAGUAUACUUUGGGAAGAUGACUGCUUGAGCCCUUUUGUAGUCACAGCAUCUAGCAACGAUAAGAUUUCCAGUUGUGUCGGAGGCGACGUUGAAGCUUCAUACCACCAUUCGAGUUCCCUGGAAAAACAAGGCUUCCAAUAUAACAAGAAGACAGAAAUUUCUCUUGGUAGAAUUUUUGAAUUAGGAAGUCUUCAUUUUGUAGGAUAUUCUGACUCGUAUUCAGGCGUUCAUUCAUAUUGUGGACCUCCUCUUCUGACGAUGUCUUGCUUGGGUGAAUUGGGACGUUUUGGCAACCAACUGUUUCAGUAUAUGUUUCUCAAGUGCUGUGCGUUGGUACAUCACACCUCUGUACAAACUCCUCCAUGGAUUGGGGAGUCACUUUUCGCUUUGAAGGACGAUCGAAUCUCAGUAAAACUUCCUCUCGCAGUAGAGAGUUCGCAUAUGAAAGCCAAUUCUAUUUUAACAGACAAAUUGACGGAAUACAUAAAGUCAACCAGUACUGAGAAACAUAUUGUGGAAAUAGAGCCGAAUGUGCUUGAAAAAGAUACCAAGAAGGACUUGGUUAAUGUUGAUAUAUGGGGUUGGUUUCAAUGGCAUACGAGUUAUUAUAGACCUUUUCGUUCCUAUAUAUAUUCUCUAUUUCGAGUGAAUCCCGACUUGAAAGAAUAUUUAGAUAUGGAAAUAAGCAAGAAGCUAUGUCCUUUGGAUGGCUCAGUCACUUUAGUUGGUAUUCAUAUUCGUUUGGGUGAUUACAAAGAUAUUACAGCGAGUUCCUUUGCGUAUUGUGCUCCUGUUUCUUGGUAUUUAGAAUGGUUAGAACACAUAUGGCCGCAGUUGAAGAAUCCUGUUCUUUUUGUCGCUUCAGAUGAAAUUAAUCAGGUAGAAAAAUACUUUUGGCAGUACCAACCAAAGACGUGCCAUUCUCUUGGUAUUCAUAUGCCAAGGACAUAUGCAAGUGUUGAAGCGGAUUUCUUUCCAGACUGGUAUAUUUUGACUAUGUGUGAUGUUUUGGCUAUAAGUAAUUCUACUUUUAGUUUUACGAGUUGUUUACUGAAUCAGCGGACGAAUCCUCGUUUCUGCAGAGCUCAUUACCUUUAUCGUAUCACUGAGAUAGAUAUCUGGAAUACAGACCCAAUUAUUCACAGAGAGUUGAGUUCCGCAUUUUGGAAGAGGACUUGGGACUCUCUAUUUUUGUUGUAUCAACAACAAGGAACAUUGGAACUAUUAAGAAGCAUAUUUUGGGGACUUCCUUUGUACAGCAUCCGAUCACUACUGAUUGAUGUGGUCUUAGGUUUGCGAAGGUUGUACUGGAAUAGUUUACUUAGAAAGUGGUUUGGCAGUGAGUAAGUGGGUUGAACAUAGCAAUCAUUUGAGAUGUCAAUCAUCUUUGUUACAAAAGUUACCUAAUUUGUAAUACUUGUUUUGUUCAUUGUUCUUGUGCUUCCAGUAAAUCAAAGAUACUUGUGUCGUUUGAAUUAUCUUUACAAAGGAUAUUUUAGUAAGAAAAUGAAAGUUGCACGU
Galdieria sulphuraria is the source of this 1900-nucleotide messenger RNA. RefSeq lists its product as uncharacterized. The record is from RefSeq and is a predicted model, not a curated record. Gene Ontology annotation, biological process: carbohydrate metabolic process. The transcript has a single exon. Gene Ontology annotation, molecular function: galactoside 2-alpha-L-fucosyltransferase activity. NCBI's taxonomy places the organism in Eukaryota, Rhodophyta, Bangiophyceae, Galdieriales, Galdieriaceae. Bases 20 to 1726 code for a protein of 568 amino acids. Gene Ontology annotation, cellular component: membrane.